Leguminivora glycinivorella is the source of this 2067-nucleotide messenger RNA. RefSeq names its product glutathione S-transferase C-terminal domain-containing protein homolog. The record is from RefSeq and is a predicted model, not a curated record. The coding region runs from base 43 to 1839 and encodes 598 amino acids. The transcript has a single exon. Lineage: Eukaryota; Metazoa; Arthropoda; Insecta; Lepidoptera; Tortricidae.
CUUUGCGCUAAAAACUAAAAACUUUAAAAACAAAAUAUUAUCAUGGAUCAUAUUGUAUAUCUGGAGGCUUAUAUCAAUAAAAAUGAUUACCAAAAGGGUGGUUGCUUAAAAUUGCCUUUGGAAUCUUUAAUAACUUACUGUGUCUACAAAUUUUGCUGUCCUAAGAAUAUCGCAUUAACAUUUGUGUAUGUGCCGCGUAAUCCAGAAAAAGAGGAGAUUACUGUUAAAUUGGACGAAGUAAAUUUUACUCAAGACGUUAUAUGGCAAGUGUCGUCUUGUGUUUAUCCAGUUUUAAUAAAUGGAGACACUGUUAUAACGGGCCUGUGUGCCGUGGCUCGGCACAUGAGCCUGCACCGGACUCUGCCACCGAGUUCUCACGAACACGAACAUGGCAUCCUCGGCUUCCGUAGAGGUUGCCUUCAAGCGCCUAAUGAAGUUUCAAUAUGGACAAAAUUUUGCGAAGUUGAUCUGGUGAAAACAACAAGAGAAAUACUCAAACUAAACUCUCUUCAGGAAGUCCCCGUUAAUUUGGUGAGGUUUGAAAACCAUUUACGUAAACCAAUAAGAGUUCACAACGUUUUUAAAUUAGCAAGAGAAAUUAAGAAGAAGGAAUUUUUCCAGUCACAACCAAAUGCACAAAACCAAGAAAAAGAGGAAAGUGAAAUGGCUAAGAAAGAAAGAGUAGCGAAAGCUAGAAAGUGGAAAUCAUCAGUGACCAAAGAGUUUACAAUUGACAGUUCUGUAAAAAUACAAGACUUGGAUAUCAGUCAUCAGUUUGCUGAAGGUCCAUUCUUGACCCUGGCUGACAUAGUCCUUGCACCACUCUACUACAUCAUUGUGAAUGCUGUUGGACAAAAAUUAGAAUCUCUCCUUCCAUUGACAAGCAAAUGGUUCCAAAACGUAAAGCAACUUCCAGAACUGGAAACUGUUUUCAAAAUUCUUAAUAGUCUAGAAAACAAAAAGUUAAUAAUUGAAGAAGUUAUCAUACCAGCUGCAGAAGAUGUUAGCUUAUAUAAGAGAGAUCCCAACAGAAAUAAUCCAAGAAAGAGAAUGUUUACCAAACCAGAGGAUGUAGAAAAUGCUCUAAGCUCCCUAGUAGCCUCAAUGCAUAUAGAUGUUGAUGAUAAAGACUUCAAAAAUAGAAUAGAUUGGGACACAGUACCUGAUGGGGCAAACCCUAGCGCUGGUCACUUGCCUGAUGAAAGAAUGACAAGGAAAGCACAACAGCUAGAAAAUCUUGCAUUAGCUGUUAAAAGUAUUGCUAAAGAAGGAGAUUUGAUAGUUGACUUCUGCAGUGGAAGUGGACAUCUAGGAAUCCUUAUUGCUCACUUGCUGCCUCAAUGUACCGUGAUAUUAUUAGAAAACAAGGAACAUUCACUGUUAAGAGCAAGGAAGCGGAUACAUGAUAUGGGAUUACAAAAUGUAUACUUCUUUCAGUGCAAUUUAGAUUUUUUCAUAGGAAAGUUUGAUAUAGGAGUUGGCUUACAUGCCUGUGGCAUUGCUAGUGACUUGAUAUUAGACAAAUGUUUAAAAUGUAAUGCAAACUUUGUUCUCUGUCCUUGUUGCUAUGGGUCUUUGCAUGCUACAGAUAGAUUAGUUUAUCCUAGAAGCAAAAUGUUCAGUAGUCUAAUUAUUGAUCAGUACUUGACUAUUGGGCAUGCAGCAGACCAGACCCACAAGGAGUGUCCUCUCACUGUAAGAGGAGACCGGUGCAUGGCCAUCAUUGACUCCGACCGUCUCAGAUUAGCUGAAGAAUAUGGCUACAAGGUCACACUGUCGAGACUCAAACCACUAUCUUGUACCCCUAAAAAUAAUUUACUUAUAGGUGUGUCAGCAUAAAAUAAAACUAAGUUAUCAAUAAUGAAUUUAUAUUGAAUUUCAUUUAUAUCUCUAAAAAUAAAAUCUUUACAAAUAUUUUUAUAUUUUUUGUACAAAAUAAUCUAUAACACAAAAAAUUCGUAAAAUAACAAUAACAACAUUUUAAAACGUUCUUGUCAACUAGUCCUGCUCAUAAUUCACUUACAUUACAUAGGGUAAAGUACUCAAUUAGUAGCAUUUAGAAUUUGC